This is a messenger RNA of Pelagomonas calceolata, 1625 nucleotides long. Lineage: Eukaryota; Pelagophyceae; Pelagomonadales; Pelagomonadaceae. The record is from the annotation of a GenBank genome assembly.
AUGAAGGAGAUCAUCACGCUCUGCGUCGGCCAGUGCGGCAACCAGAUCGGCUCCGAGUUCUGGAAGCAGAUCACGGCCGAGCAUGGGAUAAGACCGAACGGCGUGCCGGAGGACUUCGCGUUGGAAGGGGAUGACCGGAAGGACGUCUUCUUCUACGAGGCGGAUGAUGCCCGAUUCGUUCCUCGAGCGUUGUUGCUGGAUUUGGAACCGCGCGUCGUGAACAAUAUUCAAAAUAGCCAGCACCGGGACCUGUUCAACCCCGAGAACAUAUUUGUGAGCAAGGAGGGCGGCGGCGCGGGCAACAACUGGGCUUCUGGGCAUAGACAAGCGGAAGAAAACGCGGAAUUACUGGCGGACAUGCUAGACAGGGAGGCCGACAACUCUGAUUCACUAGAGGGCUUCGUCCUGACCCACUCGAUAGCAGGAGGUACGGGCAGCGGCAUGGGGUCCUACAUCCUCGAGCAUCUGAACGACCACUUUCCGAAGAAAUUGGUCUCUACUUAUUCCGUCUUCCCGAACUGGGAAGAAGAUCAGAGCGACGUGGUGGUACAACCGUACAACUCGAUCCUAACUCUUAAAAGAUUAGCGGUGAACGCCGAUUGCGUCGUGGUGUUGGACAAUACGGCAUUGAACAGGAUCGCGGUGGACCGGCUACGGAUCCCGAACCCGAGCGUGCACCACGUCAACUCGCUGGUGUCGACGGUCAUGGCCGCGUCUACCACAACACUGAGAUAUCCUGGGUAUACGAACAACGACCUGGUCGGUCUCGUGGCUUCUCUGGUACCGACGCCGCGGUGCCACUUCCUCAUGACGGGCUACACGCCUCUCACCAUCUCCGCCGAUGAGUUGGCACGAGGCGACGCCUCCAAGCCUCCGACACAACUACCUGGUUCGGAACCGGCGGGCAAGGACGAGCGCAUGGUGCACACGUCGACGGUCCGUUUGCGGCGUCUGCUAUUUGUGACGUGUCGCCUCGAUGGCGUACGAGCUGUGACGCCAUCGCCGCGACACGCGCGCAAACACGCCUCCCAACGCAGGACCCGCGCGAACGGCCGCCGCCGCCGCCCGCGGGGGCCGUCCGGAAGACUUCUGUGUUGGACGUCAUGCGUAGACUAACCCAAGCGAAGAACAUCAUGGUCUCGGCCAAUACGAGGAAGGGCUGUUACUUAUCUCUGUUAAAUAUCAUCCAGGGCGACGUCGACCCGACGCAAGUGCACAAAGCACUCCAACGAGUUAGAGAGAGACGCUUAGUAAGUUUCAUACCGUGGGGGCCGGCGACCUUCAACGUCGCGCUGUCCCGCAAAAGUCCAUAUGUCGAGACGAAGCACAAAGUCUCUGGAUUGUUACUGGCGAACCAUACGUGUGUUUCCCAGUUGUUUGCGAAGACGCUGACGGCGUAUGAUCGAAUCAGGAAGCGCAAUGCUUUCGUGGAGAACUACCGGAGGGAGCCGAUGUUCGCCGAUUCCUUAGACGAGUUCGACGAUUCGCGAGAUGUGGUCCAGUCGCUGCGGGACGAGUACAUCGCGGCCGAAUCCCCGGACUACGUCGAGUGGGGCGUGGGCGAGGAAGACGACGCGGGCGGGCUGCUGGACGACGGCGGCGGCGCGUUCGCGUCGGACGCGUGA